Panicum virgatum (switchgrass) is the source of this 2573-nucleotide messenger RNA. RefSeq names its product subtilisin-like protease SBT3.9. Gene Ontology annotation, biological process: proteolysis. The record is from RefSeq and is a predicted model, not a curated record. The transcript has 9 exons. Gene Ontology annotation, molecular function: serine-type endopeptidase activity. The coding region runs from base 37 to 2403 and encodes 788 amino acids. NCBI's taxonomy places the organism in Eukaryota, Viridiplantae, Streptophyta, Magnoliopsida, Poales, Poaceae.
UUCCUCUGUUGACCUAGGGAACAUUGACACCUACAAAUGGGCCCUCCCAUGCACCGUUGCAAUUCGGCGAGAACGGAGAUGGCAGCACGCUCUUGUUCUUACCACCGCCGUUUGGCUCCACUGCUGCUGCUCUGCUUUUGCACGCUCCUAGUCCAAGCGCAGGCAUCGCAGAAGAAGGUUAAGCCUGCCUCACCCUGUUUUUGUUCUCUCAAUUUCAAGGUGAUUCAAAUCAUCUCAAAGAUGUUUCUCGACUAUACCAUCUGCCUUCCGCAGCUGUACAUAGCGUACCUAGGCGAAAGGAAGCAUGGGCACCCAGAUGAUGUCGUCGCAUCGCACCAUGAUACACUGGCAAGCGUUCUUGAAAGUAAACAAGAUAUUUUAGAUUCCAUCAUAUAUAGCUACAAGCAUGGAUUCUCGGGCUUCGCGGCCAUGCUAACAAAAGAGCAAGCACAGCAACUUGCCGACUUGCCUGAAGUCAUCAGUGUGCAGCCGAGCAGAAGGUACCAGACGGCCACCACGCGAAGCUGGGACUUCCUGGGGCUGAACCUGAACGACAAAGUGCCUUCAGAGCUUCUCCGCAGAAGCAGAUAUGGAGAAGACACCAUCAUUGGGAUUAUUGACACAGGAAUAUGGCCGGAGUCGAGAAGCUUCAGCGACGACGGCUACGGGCCGGUGCCGCCACGGUGGAAAGGCGUGUGCCAGGUCGGGGUGGGGUGGGACCGCAGCAACUGCAGCCGCAAGAUCAUCGGCGCGCGGUUCUACCACGCGGGCGUGGCCGAGGAGGAACUCAAGAACGAAUACCUCUCGGCGCGGGACGCCAACGGCCACGGCACGCACACGGCGUCCACCGCGGCGGGCUCCAUCGUGGAGGCGGCAAGCUUCCACGGCCUUGCCGCGGGCACGGCACGCGGUGGCGCGCCCAGAGCCCGCAUCGCGGUGUACAAGUCCGUCUGGGGCAGCGGCCACGGAGCUGGGGCCGGCAGCUCCGCCACCGUGCUCGCCGCCAUCGAUGACGCGAUACACGACGGAGUCGACGUGCUGUCGCUGUCGCUCACCGUGGAGGAGAACUCGUUCGGCGCCCUCCACGCCGUCCAGCAAGGGAUCACCGUCGUGUACGCCGCCGGCAACUCUGGGCCCGCACAGCAGGUGGUCGGGAAUACAGCUCCUUGGGUAAUCACCGUCGCGGCGAGCAAGAUUGAUCGGUCAUUUCCGACCGCGAUCACGCUGGGAAACAAGCAACGCAUCGUGGGACAAUCUGUGUACUACGAAGGAAAGAACUCGUCAGGGAGUACCUUCAGGCUUCUUGCAUACGGAGGCCUAUGCACUGCUGAUGCUCUGAAUGGCACGGAUGUGAGGGGGAAAAUUGUGUUGUGUGUUGCUUUCCCAGUAUCGCCGCUUGCACUUUUUCCACUCGCACUGAAGAGCGUCCUGGAUGGUGGGGGCUCUGGUCUCAUCUUUGCUCAGUACAGCAUGAACAUUGUAGAUGUGACAGCUGAUUGCAAAGGCAUUCCGUGCAUUCUCGUGGACUUCUAUACUGCGAACCAGAUUGGAAAUUACAUGAGCGAUGCAAGCUCUCCUGUGGCGAAGAUCGAACCAGCGCGCACUGUCACAGGUGCGGCAGCACUGGCUCCAACGGUGGCAGCAUUCUCCUCGAGAGGUCCAUCGAUCAAUUACCCUGAAGUUAUCAAGCCUGACAUAGCAGCACCAGGAGUCAGCAUCCUAGCAGCCAGAGAAGAUGAAUAUGCAUUCGGCUCAGGGACAUCUAUGGCAACGCCACACGUUGCAGGCAUCGUUGCGCUGCUGAAAACCCUGCACCCGAAUUGGUCUCCAGCAGCACUAAAAUCAGCCAUCAUGACAACUGCAUCUGUAACUGAUGAGCGCGGCAUGCCGAUCCUCGCACAAGGAUUGCCCCUGAAGAUCGCUGACCCAUUUGACUAUGGAGGGGGGCACAUAAAUCCUAACAAGGCAGCUGAACCUGGCUUGGUUUAUGACAUUGAUCCAAGUGGCUACAACAAGUUCAUUGGGUGCACGUUCAACAAGUUUUUAAGCUGCAACAAAACAGUGCUACCAGGGUAUCAUCUGAACUUACCAUCCAUCGCCAUUCCAGAUCUGAGGAAUCCCAUUACUGUAUUGAGAACGGUCACAAACGUAGGUGAGGUCAAUGCAGUUUACCAAGCUGAAAUCCAGAGCCCUCCUGGAGUCAAGGUGGACGUUGAGCCGUCUGUUCUUUCGUUCAAUGCUGCAAACAAAGUUAUAACCUUUCAGGUUAAGUUAUCGCCUCUAUGGAGGUUACAAGGGGACUACACAUUUGGUAGCCUUACUUGGCAAAAUGGCCAAAAAACAGUGCGAAUCCCGAUUGCAGCCCGGAUCACAAUUCAUGAUUUCUUUGCGGACGUUGCAUAAUUAGGAUAAAACAUGCAUGCUACAUCUGAGUGUUAGUUCACUUUUCAAAGGAAAUAUCAUGAUGUUCCUAAAGCUGUCCAGAAGAAAGAUAAGACAUGCCAAAUUCUACGAAAGCUUUGCUUGCAUCUAUUUCCUUGUUUCUGAAUGAACUCUAAUCUGUGUUUGUUAUA